UGAAGAUAUCUUGAAACUGUCUUUUGUUUAGUGUCAGCUAGUGUUGUACCAGUUCGGUUUUACAUUGUCUUUGGCAUCUUGCAGAUACUGUGUUAGACAUCGCUUGCGCUCUAAGUAGAUAAAAGUAUCUCCAAAAAUAAUUUGACUGUACAUUAAAACGAAAAAGGCAAACAAAUUUUGGAGAUGCGGGGUAUCGAACCCCGUGCCUCUCGCAUGCAAAGCGAGCGCUCUACCAUUUGAGCUACAUCCCCAUAUGACUAAAGUUUCAAUUACGUUAAAUAAAUACGGUUUUCGACUAAAAAGUCUAUCAUAACAACAAACUACGAAGAAGUAGAAAGUACAACUAACAAAACUGAAAUAGCUACGAAUAAGUAGUAAGUACAACUAACAAAACUGAAAUGAUUAAUGAGAUAACAGGUUAACCACACAAUUAUCUUAGAUGCUGCGUGCAACAACCCGAGAGGGCCCCCGCAUAGUUUGUCAGUUUCUUUUUCUUAUUGUACGUUACAAGUCCAACUUACUAAAUAUACUUUUAUUUCUCUCUAAAAAUGUUCACACUUAAAUACAAUCAGUUUUUAUUCACACUACAAACCAUAUAUCGUAUUUGGAACUUUGUAACCAACUGAUUGGCUUACAAGUUUCUUUACACUAUAUAUAUAUUUAUCAAAUCAACUUUCAUUUUCCAAGUUCUCUACAUCAUAUCCUGUCUAUUUCGUGCUUCUCCUAAAAGAGUGAUCUUAAGACCCAAUCAUCAUGAGAAUGUUUCUAGCUCUCUUCCUUCUCUUGGCCUUGACCACAUCUUCAAGUGCAACUUACUGUCUCUGCAAAGAAGGGGCAGGAGACGACGCACUUCAAGCAUCAAUAGACUAUGCUUGUGGAAAAUUAGCAGAUUGUAACCCAAUCCAUGACAAGGGUGCUUGUUAUCAACCAAACACCAUCAAAAGCCACUGUGAUUGGGCUGUUAACAGCUACUUCCAGAAUCAAGAUCAAGCCCCUGGAAGCUGCAACUUCACUGGAACUGCCACUACCAGUCAAAACCCACCUUCAAAUUUGGUUACCGGAUGUGUCUAUCCUUCAAGCCCUAGCUCUCCAGGGUGUUCUCCUUCAACACCGGGAACAAAUCAGACAAACGGAACCGUUACUCCAACCAACGGUGCUUCCAGUUUGGUCAUUUCCCCUGCUUUCGCAAUCUGUUUAUCAACACUUGCGUUUCUGAUGUAACGUUCGUGUGGAGACAAAGACAUCCACAUGGGUCCGUCUUUGGUUCCCUUUUGGGUGGAAAAGGAAGCUUCAGUCGUCCUUGUGGUUUAUAUUUCUGUUGUUGCAUUUAUGUGAAAGUUGCUCUAAUUAGAAUCUUGAGUAAAUAAAUAAAAUAAAAACAGAGCAUCAUGAUAAAGACUUGUCAAUAAAAAGAUACCAUAUUUUUAUAAUUUCUAAUGAUUAAUCAUAGACUAAAGCAAAAUUUAUUCACCA
Brassica napus (rape) is the source of this 1473-nucleotide messenger RNA. Its product is annotated as PLASMODESMATA CALLOSE-BINDING PROTEIN 1. Bases 754 to 1221 code for a protein of 155 amino acids. NCBI's taxonomy places the organism in Eukaryota, Viridiplantae, Streptophyta, Magnoliopsida, Brassicales, Brassicaceae. The record is from RefSeq and is a predicted model, not a curated record. The transcript is spliced from 4 exons.